AUGAAGACUUGGUGUAGUGCUCUGGCGCUUCUCGGUUGGGUACUUGUAGUGCUUGAUGCCCAGUAUAUCUGCUGGCAAGCCCUACUCAGAUGCCAACAAGAGAAAGACUGUGAACUGGCUUAUAACCAAUACCUAGUCGCGUGCGAAGAUAAUAUCCGAGGGAACAGGCGACAGUGUCCCAGCCAUUGCAUCAGUGCCUUGGUGAGACUAAACCAGACCCGCAACGGACCAGACCUAGAGACGUGCGACUGUGGGCAGGACACCCAAUGCAGGAGGGCAAAACGGGCGAUCGAACCCUGUCUUCCUCGACGGUAUCCAGGAGACGCAGCCAGGAUAGGAUGCACAGAGGCCCGCCAGCGUUGUGAGGAGGAGCCGGGAUGCCACUCUACCCUGACAGCCUACCUGUCAAACUGUGGACAACUUUUCAAUGGUAGGAAAUGCACGACGAAGUGCAAGACCACAAUUCAGCAAAUGCUCUUCAUCCCUAACGGCAUGCUGCUGAACCGCUGCGUGUGUGAUGGCGUGGAGAGACCCUUUUGCGAGGUGGUAAAGGAGAACAUGGGGAAACUUUGCGCCAUUGGAGACCACGGCGUCUCCACAGCCUACGGGGAAAUGGACGACAUAUACGAGGAUGAGGACUAUGAACUGAAAACAGACAGAGAGGACUUCCACCCUGAAUCGGGAGUGUCUUUCUCGAGCUCUACCCAGUUAUCUCCUCAUGUUACAUUGUUACAAGGGAUUCUGUUGCUGACAUUUUGCUGGAUUAGACCUUUCUAAGCGCACACGUGAAGUUGCAUCUUCAGGUGUUUGUAUAGUGCACUGCCUAUAUACGGAAUACCGGUAUCCGACUGUGGAAGAAUACCGUGUAGCCUACUUGUGAAAAUGUUAUUACAAGAGCAGAUUUGUUUGGGGAUAGAUUUGUAUCGGAGCGGACACAGUUUUUCCAAUAAACUGAACGCGCAUAUUUUUGUUUUCUUGUGAAUGGAUAUUCGCUUGGAUAUAUAAAAGACGGAUGGGUCCUCUGCUUUAGUUGUUCUUUGACUCAGUGUGGUGAUCAAUCCCAAAUCAUCCUCGGAAUCUCCUCAGGCGCGAAGGAAACGGGUGGCUGGCAAUCAAGCCUUCGCAAGAAGACUUAGGCUUGCGUCAGAACGAUUAAAGGGCUGCUUAUAUGGUGGGAAUUGAACCAAACUCAUCUGCUUAUUGGGACACGCAAAACAUAGGGUUCGUUUACAC
Megalops cyprinoides (Indo-Pacific tarpon) is the source of this 1233-nucleotide messenger RNA. Its product is annotated as growth arrest-specific protein 1-like. The record is from RefSeq and is a predicted model, not a curated record. Gene Ontology annotation, biological process: regulation of cell cycle. The transcript has a single exon. Bases 1 to 777 code for a protein of 258 amino acids. NCBI's taxonomy places the organism in Eukaryota, Metazoa, Chordata, Actinopteri, Elopiformes, Megalopidae.